AUGAAGAGAAACAGAUGGACUGAAGAAAAAGACAAGGAUGUAUUAGUUGAUGAAAGUGAAAAUUCAGGAGAUCAUUCAAACAAGAAAGAUAGAUGGAGUGUGGAUGAACACAAAAGUUUCUUGAUGGGAUUGGGCAAAGUUGGAAAAGGAAAUUGGAAUCAAAUCGCCAAACGGUUUGUGCCCAGUAGAAGUUCAACCCAAGUUGCCACUCACGCCGCCGAGACAUUUUUUGGUAGACAUAACAGGAACAAAGCAACACUCAAACGCAACAUCCUUCCUUCUAAUGAAAGCUAUGCCAAUGUCAAUGUGUCAUCAUCAACUAAUGUCAAUAGCAAUGUGUGA
This is a messenger RNA of Solanum tuberosum (potato), 342 nucleotides long. Its product is annotated as transcription factor MYB1R1-like. The record is from RefSeq and is a predicted model, not a curated record. Bases 1 to 342 code for a protein of 113 amino acids. Gene Ontology annotation, biological process: response to ethylene; response to gibberellin. The transcript has a single exon. NCBI's taxonomy places the organism in Eukaryota, Viridiplantae, Streptophyta, Magnoliopsida, Solanales, Solanaceae.